Messenger RNA from Halteromyces radiatus, 1606 nucleotides. Its product is annotated as major facilitator superfamily domain-containing protein. Gene Ontology annotation, biological process: transmembrane transport. The transcript is spliced from 8 exons. Gene Ontology annotation, molecular function: transmembrane transporter activity. Bases 20 to 1372 code for a protein of 450 amino acids. Gene Ontology annotation, cellular component: membrane. The record is from RefSeq and is a predicted model, not a curated record. NCBI's taxonomy places the organism in Eukaryota, Fungi, Mucoromycota, Mucoromycetes, Mucorales, Cunninghamellaceae.
UGAUGAUGAUGAAGAGCAUAUGGAUCAUCCAGAUCACAAGGAUGUUGGUGUACAAGUGAUGACUCAAGAGCAUAAAGUAGCCGCUCAUGCAAUGCAUGCAACACCAACAUCAAAUGAAGAGGAGGAAGGAAAUGAAGUGAGCUACGUGGCAUGGAUGGUUGUGUUCUGCGUGGUUCUAUUGAAUACGGCGGUUAAUUUGACCUGGCUCAGUGCAUCCAGCGCUCCUGAAGCUACAUCACAAUGGAUGCAGGUCUCAUUCACCUCCUUGAAUUGGUUAUCCAACAUUUGUGCCAUCCUUAAUACUGUCGUCUCGUUACCCACCGCUUGGGCCUAUGAGCGUUUGGGGAUCAAAAUCACUCUUGUCAUCGCCGGAUUUAUCAAUAUGUUUGGAUGUUGGUUGCGUUAUCUAGCCAUCAUUGUUCCUCCUCAUCAUCGCUUUCUCCUUGUCAUCAUUGGCCAAUCACUCGCUGCUAUUGCCGGUCCCUUGGUCACAAAUAUUUCAACAAAGUUAGCCGCUGUUUGGUUCCCACCAAAAUGGAGAGGCAUUUCAAAUACAUUGACAACAUUAUCGAUUGGACCAGUGAUUGCAUUAUUGUUGAUCCCUCAUUUGACUCCUGAUGCUGAUAGUACACCUUUCAUGUUUCUAGUGAUAUCCAUAAUUGGUAGCAUUGCCGCGAUUGCUAUGCCAUUUCUUCCUAGACAACCAAAAGUACCACCUAGUCAUAGUGCUACGCAGAUGCGUAUGGGUGUAUUUGAAGGCAUAAAGGUAUUAGCUAAACAAUUGGAUUUCUGGUGGCUGUUGAUUCUUUCUUCCACAGGAAUCGGAAUGGCAUUAUGCUUUUCCGCCAUCUUUGCUGAAGCUCUCGUUAUAUUUGGUUAUUCGGAACAGCAAGCUGGUAUAUGUGUCGCUGUGAUCAUCAUUAGUGGAUUUCCUGGUGGUGCUGUUACUGGUUACUGGAUGGGUAAAACCAAUGAUCAUCGUACUAUCAUCAUGAUUUUCACCCCAUUAUCCAUCUUCACAUAUAUUAUGUUCAUCUUUCAAAUUAUUCCUAAUGCUUUCAAUGUUGUCAUCCUUGCUUGUAUUGCCAAUGGAUUCUUUUCCUAUGGAUUAUUCUCAGUUUAUUUGGAACUUGCAAGUGAAAUGACCUAUCCUGUGCCUGAAAGUGUCAGCAAUUGCAUCAUCUCUGGUGCAUGUAGUAUGACCAUGUUUUUAUUCACCAUCAUCCUUGAUUGCUUGAGAGUUGGUCAUGCUUAUCCUCAAACACCAUUGAUUGCCGCUGCCAUCAUUGUUGCCGUUGGAUCCAUACCCUGUUUCUUCCUGAAAGGAGAUAUGAAACGCCUAGCCGUAGAUCAACAUUUGGAAUCAAAAUAAACUUAUCCCUUACUCAUUUUUUUUUCUUUCUUAUUUUCUCCUCUCUCUCUCUUUUUUUCUCCUAUGUAACUGCCAUCGUCAUCCAUCGUCAUUCAUCGUCAUCAAAGAAAUCAUUUCUUGUUCGUCAUCUUCCAUCACUAACAUACUGUAAUAUCGUACCAAAAUCAAUCAUCAAAGUUGUCAUCGUAAUCAUCACAUAAAAAAGAUCACAUUUUCUUUUUUUUUUUAUUAAUU